Messenger RNA from Sorex fumeus (smoky shrew), 776 nucleotides. Its product is annotated as filamin A-interacting protein 1-like. Lineage: Eukaryota; Metazoa; Chordata; Mammalia; Eulipotyphla; Soricidae. The record is from RefSeq and is a predicted model, not a curated record. The annotation marks the transcript as partial. The transcript has 4 exons.
CAAACCCUUCGUGACUUUGAAGCCCACAAAACAGAAACUGAGAGAGUGUCCAAAAAGAAACGAAGAAAACAUUGCUGUUGGUCCCUGGAUUCCACUAUUGGAUUUUGGUGGGGAUGAGAAGAGGGAACCGCGGGGUGUGGUCGAGCAAAGUUUAGCUGAGCAGUAAGAUCUUAAAGAAUGCGUUCUAGAAGCAGUGUCAGGGAGAAGAGCUCGGCUCACGAGGCAUUUCCCAGACGAAUUAAAGAGCACAGUUCCCAAAGAUGUGAAGACAGAAAGCAGACACAGCCCAACAAAGACCCCCAGCGGGAGCCAGACGCAAUCCUUCCUAGUCCCAAGCCACACGGUGGUAACGGUCACCAACAAGAAGAUCUUUCAAGAGACGACUUAUUGUUUCUUCUCAGCAUUCUGGAAGGAGAACUGCAGGCUCGAGAUGAAAUCAUAACCAUUCUAAAGGCUGAAAAAGUGGACUUGGCUUCCUUGGAAGCUCAAUAUGGGUUUGUCACUCCAAAGAAGGUGCUGGAGGCUCUCCAGAGAGAUGCUAUUCAAGCAAAAUCUGCCCAAUGGAAAGAGGACGUCUAUGAAAAACCAAUGAAUGAGUUGGACAAAGUCAUGGGAAGAUAUAAGGAAUCAUACAGACGAAUCCUGGACCAGCUUUUAAUGGCAGAAAAUUCUCACAGACAAACCAUACUGGAGUUGGAGGAAGAAAGGAGAAAACACAAAGAAUACAUGGAGAAGAAUGAUGCGUUCAUAAGUUUACUAGAACAGGAAUAUGAAAG